AUGGACGUCCUCCACUCCGCUUCCGCCCUCCUGGCCGCCGAUGACGGCAACACCCCCGCCGCUGCCGCUUUCUUCGGCUUCAUGGGCUGCGCUUCCGCCCUCGUCUUCGCUUGCCUUGGUGCUGCCUACGGUACCGCCAAGUCUGGCGUCGGAGUGGCUGCCAUGGGUGUUACCAAGCCCGACAUGGUGAUGAAGUCCAUCAUUCCCGUCGUCAUGGCUGGUGUGAUCGGUAUCUACGGUCUCAUUAUUGCUGUCAUCCUUGCCACCAACGUCACCCCCACCGCCUACACUGCCUUCCGUGGCUUCGCCCACCUUGCCUCCGGUCUCUCUGUCGGUCUUUCCGGUCUUGCGGCCGGCAUGGCCAUCGGUAUCGUCGGUGACGCUGGUGUCCGCGCCACUGCCCAGCAGCCCCGUCUCUUCACUGGUAUGAUCCUGAUUCUCAUCUUCGCCGAGGCUCUCGGUCUCUACGGCCUCAUCGUCGCCCUCAUCCUCUCCACCAAAUAA
Messenger RNA from Acanthamoeba castellanii str. Neff, 504 nucleotides. Its product is annotated as Vtype ATPase, C subunit. Gene Ontology annotation, biological process: proton transmembrane transport. The record is from RefSeq and is a predicted model, not a curated record. The coding region runs from base 1 to 504 and encodes 167 amino acids. The transcript has 3 exons. NCBI's taxonomy places the organism in Eukaryota, Discosea, Longamoebia, Acanthamoebidae. Gene Ontology annotation, molecular function: proton-transporting ATPase activity, rotational mechanism. Gene Ontology annotation, cellular component: proton-transporting V-type ATPase, V0 domain.